Chrysochloris asiatica (Cape golden mole) is the source of this 1392-nucleotide messenger RNA. It is a transcript of the gene NPY5R, whose product is annotated as neuropeptide Y receptor Y5. The record is from RefSeq and is a predicted model, not a curated record. Gene Ontology annotation, molecular function: neuropeptide Y receptor activity; neuropeptide binding. The transcript has a single exon. Gene Ontology annotation, cellular component: plasma membrane; neuron projection. NCBI's taxonomy places the organism in Eukaryota, Metazoa, Chordata, Mammalia, Afrosoricida, Chrysochloridae. The coding region runs from base 6 to 1376 and encodes 456 amino acids. Gene Ontology annotation, biological process: G protein-coupled receptor signaling pathway.
AACUAAUGUCUUUUUAUUUCAAGCAGGGCUAUAAUAUGGAUUUAGAACUCGAGGAUUAUUAUAACAAGACCCUGACCACAGAGAACAAUACAACUGCCAUUCAGAAUUCUGGUUUUCCAGUGUGGGAAGACUAUAAAAGCAGUGUAGAUGACUUGCAAUAUUUUCUGAUUGGGCUCUAUACAUUUGUAAGUCUUCUUGGAUUUAUGGGAAAUCUCCUUAUUUUAAUGGCUCUAAUGAGAAAGCGUAAUCAGAAGACUAUAGUAAACUUCCUCAUAGGAAAUUUGGCUUUCUCUGAUAUCUUGAUUGUGCUGUUUUGCUCACCUUUCACACUGACAUCUGUCUUGCUGGAUCAGUGGAUGUUUGGCAAAGUCAUGUGCCAUAUAAUGCCUUUCCUUCAAUGUGUGUCUGUUCUGGUUUCAACUUUAAUUUUAAUAUCAAUUGCCAUUGUCCGGUAUCAUAUGAUAAAGCAUCCCCUUUCUAAUAGUUUAACAGCAAACCAUGGCUACUUCUUGGUAGCAGCUGUCUGGACACUAGGUUUUGCAAUUUGUUCUCCCCUUCCUGUGUUUCACAGUCUGGUAGGACUUCAGGAAACAUUUGGCUCAGAGUCCCUAAGUAGCAGAUAUUUAUGUGUUGAGUCCUGGCCAUCUGAUUCAUACAGAAUUGCUUUCACUAUCUCUUUAUUGCUAGUUCAGUAUAUUCUGCCCUUAGUCUGUCUAACUAUAAGUCACACCAGUGUUUGCAGGAGUAUAAGCUGUGGGUUGUCCAGUAAAGAAAACAGGCUAGAAGAAAAUGAGAUGAUCAACUUAACUCUUCAGCCAUCUAAAAGGAGUGGGCCUCAGGUAAAGGUCUCCAGUAGUCACAAAUGGAGUUACUCGCUCAUCAGAAAACACAGAAGAAGAUACAGCAAGAAGACCGCAUGUGUAUUACCUGCUCCAGUGAGACCUUCUCAAGGAAGUCACUCAGGAAUGCUUCCAGAAAACUUUGGUUCUAUGAAAAGUCACUUGUCUUCAUCCAGUAAGUUCAUACCAGGGGUUCCUACCUGCUUUGAGAUGAAACCUGAAGAAAACUCAGACAUUCAUGAUACGAGAGUAAACCGUUCUAUCACAAGAAUUAAAAGAAGAUCUCGAAGUGUUUUUUACAGAUUGACCAUUUUGAUAUUAGUAUUUGCCGUUAGUUGGAUGCCGCUACAUCUUUUCCAUGUGGUAACUGAUUUUAAUGAUAAUCUUAUUUCAAAUAGGCAUUUCAAGUUGGUGUAUUGUAUUUGCCAUUUGUUAGGAAUGAUGUCCUGUUGUCUUAAUCCAAUUCUAUAUGGAUUUCUUAAUAAUGGAAUUAAAGCUGAUUUGGUAUCCCUUAUUCACUGUCUUCAUAUGUCAUAAUUUUCAGUGUUUACCA